AUGGAAGGAGAGAUCUACAAUUUCAUAAUAGUAUGGGCUAUUGUUUUAGCAAGUUUAUGUUAUUCUCACACCAUUGUCAAAUUCUUUCCCAAAGGCAAAUCAAGAUUUCUUGCUAUAAUUCCCAUUGUUUGUCUAUUUUUCAUUCUUCCUCUUUAUCUCACUUCCAUUAAUCUUGGUGGCACUACUUCUUUCUUCAUUGCAUGGCUAGCCAAUUUCAAGCUUCUUCUUUUUGCUUUUGGUCAAGGUCCUUUGUCAUCAACCCCACCUUUGCCACUUUCAACAUUCAUUCCCUUGGCUUGUUUGCCUAUAAAGUUUCAAAAGUAUUCAACUAGUGAUGUUGAAACCACCAAGAAGAGAACAAGGUCAACUUUGAAUCAUGUAACUAAGUUUGCACUUUUAGCCAUUUUGAUAAGGGUGUAUAGCUAUAAAGACUAUUUGCAUCCUAAAAUCAUUCUUUUCCUCUAUUGCCUACACAUUUACUUCAUGCUAGAGAUCAUAUUGACCAUGGUUAGUACCAUGGUUCGUGUCGUGACUCGAGUCGAGCUCGAGCCACCCUUUGAUGAGCCUUACUUGGCUAGCUCACUUCAAGAUUUCUGGGGUAAGAGGUGGAACCUCAUGGUAACCAAUAUACUUCGUCCGACCGUUUACGAUCCUGUACGGUCUAUAAUGUUAGACCGGAUCCCGAGGAAGUGGGCCCCACUUCCUGCUGUUCUCGCGACGUUCUUCGUCUCGGGGCUAAUGCAUGAAGUGAUUUUCUACUACAUUGGAAGAUUGAAGCCUAGUGGUGAAGUCAUGAUCUUCUUUCUCAUUCAUGGAUUGGCUUUGGCUCUUGAAAUUGUGAUCAAGAAAGUGUUGAAUGGCAGAAUUUGGAUUCCUAGAAUUAUCUCAGGACCAUUAGCACUAGCUUUUAUAAUUUUCACCAGCUUUUGGUUGUUCUUUCCACCAUUUUUGAGGGGUGAAACAGAGCUUAAAGCAUGUACUGAAUCUCUAGCUUUCUUAGAAUUCCUCAAGCAUGGCAAACUAGUUAGUCCAACUAAUAUCACAUGUCCACUCUUGUAA
This is a messenger RNA of Nicotiana tabacum (common tobacco), 1059 nucleotides long. Its product is annotated as acyl-CoA--sterol O-acyltransferase 1-like. The record is from RefSeq and is a predicted model, not a curated record. Gene Ontology annotation, biological process: lipid metabolic process. NCBI's taxonomy places the organism in Eukaryota, Viridiplantae, Streptophyta, Magnoliopsida, Solanales, Solanaceae.